Molecule: messenger RNA, 2024 nt
Organism: Hippocampus comes (tiger tail seahorse)
Lineage: Eukaryota; Metazoa; Chordata; Actinopteri; Syngnathiformes; Syngnathidae
Product: sphingomyelin synthase-related protein 1-like
Exons: 7
Coding region: 146-1426 (426 amino acids)
Biological process (GO): ceramide biosynthetic process
Cellular component (GO): endoplasmic reticulum membrane; Golgi membrane; plasma membrane
Molecular function (GO): ceramide cholinephosphotransferase activity; protein binding; sphingomyelin synthase activity
Source: RefSeq, a predicted model, not a curated record
GUUGUGAAAGUAGAAGGCAUGAAACACUCCUGCAAUGCGAGAGGAAGACGGCUCACCUCUUCCUUCUCCCCACUCUGACACAAGCACUGACACUGGUUCUUUGUGGUGAUGACGUUGGAAGGCGUCAGGAGGCUUUGAUCAAGGCAUGGCAUCAGAGAGCGGUGUGAGUGCAUGGAGCUGUAAGCAGGUGGCCCAGUGGCUGCAGGCGGAAGGAUUCGCCGACUAUGUGGAUCUGCUGUGUGCUGACCACCGCCUGGAUGGGCCCAGUCUCCUGGCUCUGACUGAGGCUGACCUACGCGGACCUCCUCUGAGCCUCACCGUGCUGGGGGACAUCAAGAGGCUGGCCAUAUCCCUCCGCCAGCUUCAGAGACAGAACCAAGCUCAGGUGCAGGAGCUAGGUCUCCAGCCUAGUGACAGUCUCCCGGCGGCCGACUGGACCUGGGACAGAGGCGACAGGCACUGCAACGGAGGAGAGUUCACCGGGAAUGGCAUUGCGCUCCGACAGAGGAAUGGCACCCAAGCCGAAUACGGCUCUGGAGCGCCGCUGCGUCACACUCACUCCAACGGAAGAUGUCGGCAGCACCUGGCCGGAAGGCUUGACCCGGAGGUGUGGAAGACCAUCUUGAGUGUCAUUUAUGUCUUUUUAGUGUUUGGCUUUACUUCCUUUGUUAUGGUCAUCGUACACGAGCGUGUUCCAGACAUGAGAACCUAUCCACCGCUUCCUGACAUCUUCUUGGACAGUGUUCCGAGAAUCCCUUGGGCUUUUGCAAUGGCUGAAGCCUGCGGACUCAUCCUGUGCUACAUGCUUAUGUUGAUCCUGCUGCUUCAUAAACACAGGUCCAUUCUCAUAAGGCGGUUGUGUUCUCUGAUGGGAACUGUGUUUUUACUUCGCUGCUGCACCAUGUUUGUCACCUCGCUCUCUGUACCUGGACAUCACCUCAAGUGCGCCAGCAAGGUGAGAAGUUUCCACACGUACGGCAAUUUGUUGGAAAAGAUACAGAGGGCACUGACAAUCUGGGUCGGAUUCGGGAUGACUCUGACCGGCGUCCAAACAUGUGGAGAUUACAUGUUCAGCGGACACACGGUCGUCAUUACCCUGCUCAACUUUUUUGUGACAGAAUACACUCCUAGAACGUGGAAUUUAAUUCACACCAUCUCUUGGGUGUUGAACCUCUUCGGGAUCUUCUUCAUCCUGGCGGCACACGAGCACUACUCAAUCGACGUCUUCAUCGCCUUCUAUAUCACCACGCGCCUUUUCCUGUACUACCACACCUUGGCCAACACCCGCGCCUACCAACAGAGCCGGAGGGCUCGCAUCUGGUUCCCCAUGUUCUCCUUCUUCGAGUGCAACGUGAACGGACCCGUUCCCAACCAGUACCACUGGCCUUUCAGUAAACCUGCCUUCAUGAAGACACUCAUUGGCUAGACUGGAAAUACUCGCCCCCUUCAUCCACCACGCUCCGUUCAUCUGGAGUUUGUGUUCCAGCUCAAAUAUUAGUUUAAGAUGAUUUUUUUUGUCUGCAUACAGACCGCAGAUAAGAUGAAGGUUGUCACCCAAUGAAGCCAAAGAUAUUUAUUUUAAAUGAGAGCUUCACUAACCUAAUAACUUUUUUUUUCAAUUUUUGCACAUGAUAUAAUUGAAUUGGUGGUAGGGUAGGAUGGUCUCCAUGCACUGAACACAUCCUGGAUGGAGCGCACAAGUAUCGCUUUUGCCUUAAUAUAUUAUUACCGCUGUGGUAUUCCAGUUGAUCCCACCCAGCAUUCGUAUGAAAAAGUUGGAUGGGGUUUCACAGGGUUAAGUCACAUUUUGGUAAGUCUUCAAGUGCAGUUUUUGCUACCAAAGAAGUUUCUUCUGGACAAUACUUGCUGUUCGGCGAGAGGCAUUGACACUCUUAAUUUAUUUGUGUAAUGUAAUGCUAUGACUUUUGAGAACGGAAGCUUUUUUUGUCUUACAUGAGAGUGCGCUGCACCUACUCACGUCAGCGGCUCAUUAGCCAAAAAAAAAAAAAAAGGCUUUAAAAGAA